This is a messenger RNA of Trichoderma asperellum CBS 433.97, 801 nucleotides long. NCBI's taxonomy places the organism in Eukaryota, Fungi, Ascomycota, Sordariomycetes, Hypocreales, Hypocreaceae. The record is from RefSeq and is a predicted model, not a curated record.
UCUGCCUCGGUCUCUUGUUCGCUCUUGAGUCUCGUCUGCCAUCCACGCACAAGGUAGACGGCGAGGCGCCAUGGACCAAGUACCCGGACAUGUACCCAGGCUUGGCCGCCUUGUAGCGGUACCCGAGCCGGGCCCUCUCACCGAGCACAGCAAAUCCUGGUGCUGGGGCGGGCGGCGCCCAUGAUUGGCUGCGUCUGCCAGCUGACGCGUAAACCGGCAUCAAUUGCUCUUUGCAGCGCCAGCGGCACGCCCCUCUAUCAACUAGCAGUGCUACCACUGCCACUGCCAGGCCUAGUCCCUUUUAUUUCCCCCCUGUACGGAUUACUCUGCCAGCGCUGCGUGGCCGGCCUCUCAGAGCACUCGGCCCCCCAAGAGGCCCAUUCCCAUUACAUACAUCCUCCACAACCCCCCCGUCCGCUGCCUUUUUGCUUCAACCCUCAUUUUUUUUUCUCUCCCGGCGACGGCUCGAGGCAUGACAAGAGCCUCUUGAUUCUGCAGCGUCGACCAGCAGCAAGCUUCCCAGGCGAGCCCCCAACGGCCGAUGCACGUUUUCUAGACGGGCGACGAUCCGGCGCAGCGACAAAAGCGGCUCGAAAAUUCGACUCCACGAAGCCAAGCGCGUUGACGCAACGCUGAGGGGUGGCCUCAAAGUCACUGUGGCAAUUUCAGCGGCCUACGCAUCCCCCAGCUGACGACGCUGUGGCCUACGACCAGACUCCAGCCUAGCCGCGACAUCAACGACGACGCAAUCGCCUCUUCAACGCUGUCACCUCCAACCAUCUCGACCCUUAUUUCAGAUCA